AUGCCGUCUACCGACUCUCCCAAAUUAGUGAUAUCAGGUUCCGUUGCCUUUUCACAAUCUCGCUGUCGUGCUCUUGCUGCCAGUGUUAAGGCCCAUGCUAUCCGGGCACAAUGGAUACAUUAUAUCGACCUUGUAGAGGAUCUACAGGAUCGACACCGUGCAGUCUUGGAGCAACUUCUACUUUAUGGAGAUAUAACCGAUGAGGUGGCUGCCUUUAAUUCUCUUGAGGGAUCCCAUGUUACGUACUAUGUUACCCCCCGCAUAGGGACUAUAUCACCAUGGAGUUCCCAAGCAACCGGAAUUGCUCAUGUCUGUGGGCUGAAGCAGUAUGUAAAACGAAUAGAGCGUGGUUUGAAGAUUACAUGUGUCCUAGGCCAGGACCACACCGCUCUAGAUUCAGAAUAUCUUAACUCGCUGCAUGAUCGGAUGACUCAGUCAAUAAGCCUUGAUACACCUGAUUUACAUGCCAUGUUUUCGGAGCAUCAGCCCCUGCCUCUUGAAAUUGUUUGUCUUCAAGAUAAUCAGAAGACCCCAGCCGAAAUCCUUACAGAGGCCAAUAAGCGACUUGGCCUGGCUCUUGAUCAAUCGGAAAUUGAUUAUCUCGUCGAAGCAUAUUCUUCAGGUGGCCCCAUUUCCAGGUCACCGACCGAUGUCGAACUUUUCAUGUUUGCACAAGUAAACUCAGAGCAUUGCCGCCACAAGCAGUUCAACGCGAAAUGGGUCAUUGAUGGCACAGAGAAGCCCGAGUCUCUAUUUGGCAUGAUCAGGAAUACCCAUAAACAGCACCCCGCAUACACUAUCAGCGCAUAUAGCGAUAAUGCUGCUGUGCUCGAGGGGGAAAUAGCGAGUCACUGGGCCCCCAAUCCUUCUACCGGGGAAUGGUCCCAAACUAAAGAAAUGGUUCAUUUUCUCGCGAAAGUCGAAACUCAUAACCAUCCCACUGCUGUUUCCCCAUACCCCGGUGCUGCUACUGGAUCGGGUGGGGAGAUUCGCGAUGAGGGUGCAGUUGGUCAAGGAUCCAAGCCUAAGGCUGGUCUAUCAGGAUAUUGUGUAUCCGAUCUGUUGAUUCCCGGCUUCAGACAGCCAUGGGAACUGGAUAUUGGAAAACCGAAUCACAUUGCUAGUAGCUUUGAUAUUAUGAUCGAAGCUCCAAUCGGGAGCGCCGCGUUCAAUAAUGAAUUCGGCCGUCCUUGCACAGCGGGUUAUUUCCGGACUCUACUUACAAAAGUUGAUAUUGAGAACGGUGACUCUGAAAUUAGAGGUUAUCAUAAACCAAUCAUGAUCGCUGGAGGUGUUGGGACUGUUCGGCCACAACAUGCCCUCAAAAACCCUAGAUCAGUUAAGCCUGGAUCAUUUUUAGUUGUGCUUGGAGGACCAGCCAUGCUUAUUGGCCUUGGAGGAGGCGCAGCUUCAAGUAUUGCAUCUGGAGAAGGAUCUGCUGAUCUUGAUUUCGCGAGCGUCCAAAGAGGGAAUGCAGAGGUCCAAAGGAGAGCGCAGGAAGUGAUCAAUUCCUGCGUCUCUAUGGGCCAAGACAACCCUAUCAAGUUUAUCCAUGAUGUCGGCGCUGGCGGUUUGUCAAACGCGUUGCCCGAGCUUAUACAUGACGCCGGCCUGGGGGCCACCUUUGAGCUACGUGAAAUUGACAAUGCCGAUAAAGGCAUGAGCCCGAUGCAAAUAUGGUGUUGUGAAGCCCAAGAAAGAUAUGUUAUGGCCAUUUCAGAAGACGGAAUGACCAAGUUUGCAGCUAUCGCAAGGCGAGAGCGCUGUGGCUACUCGGUUGUAGGGCGCGGCUUAGGACAACCGGAGGAACAAAGGAGAUUGAUUUUGCUUGAUCGAGAUUCGAAGGCUCACCCUAAGCCAAUUGACUUACCCCUUUCUGUCUUAUUUGGAAAACCCCCAAAAUUGACGAGGACUGUGUCCUCAAGACAGCUGAAAUUGCCCGCCUUUGAUAGUACCCUCCGAUCCUAUCUACCGGAAAUUCCCACCAAAGACUUAUUUAAUGAAGCCGUGUUAAGGGUUUUGAGACUGCCUGCAGUUGGCUCAAAGUCAUUCCUUAUUACCAUUGGCGACAGAACAGUUGGUGGUUUGACAGCAAGGGAUCAAAUGGUCGGCCCAUGGCAGGUUCCCGUGUCCGAUGUUUCAGUAACCGCCACCGCUCUCCUAGCUGGUAUGCGGACAGGCGAGGCCAUGGCUAUGGGAGAAAAGCCCACGCUUGCACUCAUUUCCCCUGCCGCAUCUGCAAGAAUGGCUGUGGCAGAAUCUCUUCUGAAUAUUGCAGCCGCGGAUAUUCCCGAUCGAUUACGCCGUGUCAAGCUUUCCGCGAAUUGGAUGUCUGCUGCAAGCCAUGUUGGUGAGGGUGCCGCUCUGUAUGAAGCUGUGGAAGCUAUUGGAAUGGAGCUUUGCCCAAAACUUGGAAUUAGCAUCCCAGUUGGAAAGGACUCAAUGUCUAUGAAAAUGAAAUGGAACGACCAAUCAUCUGGGGAGGCCUGUGAAGUCACUGCGCCUUUGUCUCUUGUCAUAUCGUCUUUUGCCCCAGUUUCCGACAUUCGACAUACUUGGACGCCUGCGCUUCGCAGUUUCGAAGAUGUAGGGGAAACUAUUCUUUUAUUUGUGAACCUUUCCGGGCGCAAGGCUCUAGGGGGCUCGGCUUUGGCUCAAGUGUUUGGCCAGGUUGGCAAUGAAUGCCCUGAUAUUCAUGAUAUUCAACUCUUCAAAGACUUUUUUGAUGCUACUCAGCAACUCCAAGAGGCUGGAAUUGUCCUCGCGUAUCAUGAUCGUUCGGAUGGUGGAUUAUUUACCACCUUAGCAGAGAUGAUGUUUGCGGGUAGAUGCGGAGUGCAAAUAAUGCUCGAUGAUAUAUGUCCUAGUACAGCUGUGAAUGACGUCUUAGAGACUUUAUUCAACGAGGAACUGGGAGCCGUAUUCCAAGUUCGCAAAAAGGACGAGGGUGUAUUCCGAAGCUGCUUCGCCACUUGUGGCCCUCCACCAGGCUUAAUAUUCAGGAUAGGACGUGUGGCGGAGAAAUCCAAACAAAGUAUGGCCAUUUAUCAUGGAGCAACAUUAAUUUAUCGCAAUUCCCGUGGAGAGCUACAACAGGCGUGGUCAAGUACAUCGUACCACAUGCAGAAGAUCCGUGACCAUCCGGCUAUGGCUGAGCAAGAAUACGAGAAUAUCUUGGAUGAUAAUGAUACAGGCCUAUCAUAUGACCUUACUUUUCAUCCAAAAGACCCUGCAAUUCCACUUCUGAGUAGCAUUAGCGCUCGGUUCUCACCGUUUACAGCGAAACCAAAGGUCGCCAUUCUCCGCGAACAGGGCGUGAAUAGCCAAGCUGAAAUGGCUUUUGCUUUCAGUAUGGCUGGCUUCUCCGCUAUAGACGUUCAUAUGACAGAUAUUCUCUCUGGGCAAGUAUCUCUGUCUUCAUUUGUUGGUAUUGCGGCAUGUGGUGGGUUUUCAUAUGGCGAUGUCCUUGGAGCAGGCCAGGGAUGGGCGAAAUCCGUUCUCCUCCACCAAAAUACAAGAGAGGAGUUCAAGGCCUUUUUCGAGCGACCCGACACAUUUACCCUUGGUGUAUGCAAUGGGUGUCAAUUUCUCAGCCGCCUAAAGUCCCUCAUUCCAGGAGCCGAAACCUGGCCUAGUUUUGAGCGAAAUGAAAGCGAGCAAUAUGAGGGCCGUGUGUGUAUGGUACGAAUAUUUGAUGCAGAUAAAGCUUCUCCAAGCGUCUUCCUGCAUGGCAUGGAUGGAACUUCUCUACCUAUUGCGGUGGCCCAUGGCGAAGGCCGGGCUUCGUUUACCAGUGUUAAUGGCGUGACUGCAGAAGAUUUAAGCAAGCAAAAUCUGGCGCCAAUCCGAUAUGUCGACAACACUACACUUCAGCCAACCAUGAGAUACCCGUUCAAUCCGAACGGAAGUCCAGAGGGUAUCGCUGGCGUCAGGAGUUCUGAUGGUAGGGUCCUUGCUUUAAUGCCUCAUCCCGAACGAACCAUUAUCAACGGCGUGGGAAGUUGGUUUCCCGGUGAAAACGCUCUGUCUACUGAGUGGGGUGACAUUGGACCAUGGGGAAGGGUAUUCUAUAGCGCGAGAAGAUGGGUUGGCUAA
Molecule: messenger RNA, 4095 nt
Organism: Ophidiomyces ophidiicola
Lineage: Eukaryota; Fungi; Ascomycota; Eurotiomycetes; Onygenales; Onygenaceae
Gene: ADE6
Product: phosphoribosylformylglycinamidine synthase
Exons: 1
Coding region: 1-4095 (1364 amino acids)
Biological process (GO): 'de novo' IMP biosynthetic process
Molecular function (GO): phosphoribosylformylglycinamidine synthase activity
Source: RefSeq, a predicted model, not a curated record